Malus domestica (apple) is the source of this 1243-nucleotide messenger RNA. Its product is annotated as ubiquitin-related modifier 1 homolog 2. Gene Ontology annotation, biological process: tRNA thio-modification; protein urmylation. The record is from RefSeq and is a predicted model, not a curated record. Gene Ontology annotation, cellular component: nucleus; cytoplasm. Lineage: Eukaryota; Viridiplantae; Streptophyta; Magnoliopsida; Rosales; Rosaceae. Gene Ontology annotation, molecular function: protein tag activity.
UGCAAUGCAAAAUACAGGAAAAAUUGUGUCCCCUCUAUCGAAACUCGAAAGGCUUCCUCUGCCCGGUUCUUCUGAUUCGCCGCCUCCACAUCCAAACUCCAUCUCCCGUUGCUUUUUAUGGUGUCCGAAAUGAGAAUUUUCGAAGCUGCUCUCCGGUUUUGAGGAAAAGAGUGUGGAGGAUUUAGGGCUUGCUGCAGCAUCUGGAAUUCAAGAAAUCGAGCGCUCGGAAGAAGACCAGGUUUCAAAUUAAGGUCUGUAUCUGUUUAUCAAGCCCUAGUCUAUUUAUUUGAAAUAUCCAGAGAAAUACCAUUUCGUUGUAGAAAUUCGGCAAUUUCAAAAGCGGUCUUUUCUGGCAAUUUCCUCUUCCUGCUAUUACUGUUUCUGGAGAUUUGUAUAUGAAAUAAAAACGCUGUCGCCUCUCGCUCCCCGCGUUCUUCAAUUCCGUCGUGAACUCGUUCUUCUGACUCUCUUCUCGCCAACUCUCUCUCAGCCUCAGCCCUUCCUUCCGAAAAAGUUAAAUUGAGCUCUCAUUCCUCCUUCUCACUCUCUCGUUCUCCAGGUUUGUAAACUCUGCAUCUUUUACAAUAUGCAGCUGACCCUUGAAUUCGGUGGAGGAUUAGAGCUUCUAUGCAACUCUGUAAAGAUUCAUAAUGUCAAUGUCGAAUUGCAAAACGGAGCAGAAAAGCUAACCAUGAAGGAUUUGCUCUCUUGGAUCCGUACUAAUUUGAUCAAGGAGAGGCCUGAAAUGUUUAUGAAAGGGGAUACUGUGAGACCCGGUGUUCUAGCCCUUGUGAACGAUUGUGACUGGGAGCUGAGUGGGCAACUUGAUACGACGCUAGAGGAGAAGGAUGUCGUUGUCUUCAUUUCAACCUUGCACGGUGGAUAGUAUGUGGAUCGUUGUAUUGACUUUAGAUUCUCACUAAAGCCUAUAUAUGGCAUGUGAUUGUUAUUUCGAUAUAGGAUAAUGGCAAAUGGUUUCGGAGUCUCACCAAAACAUCAUACUCUGUGAGCUUUUCUGUUGAUGUCUGGACAGAAACGGUGUGAUGCCGGUUGUGAUGGGGCUUAUUCGAUUACUAUUUCGUUUUUAGUUUUUGUCCUCUUUUGUGACAGGGAUACAGUGAAAGUACAUGGGAAAAUUGGAGAAUGGAGAAGAAUGAAGAGGGGUGGUAGGAGGAAGGAGGGAGAAAGGAAAUAUGUGAAAACGAAAACUUGAAAGUGAGGUAACUUCAAAUUGUUAUUGAUC